UCUGACCUAUACCCAUGUGAGGCACCAAUAACACUGGGUGGGAUAUUUGGUCUGUUCCCCCUCACCCUACCCAGCCCUAUGCUUAGCUUGGCUCUUUCCUUCCCCUGCGCUGCUUUCCGUUGCCCCACCGUCCCCAGAACCCCCUCUGCAAUGCUGCCACACUGGCAGCUCCAAAUUCUCCAACACUUGUAAAACUUACAGUUUAUGUUUGAUUUCCCUUUUUUGAUCUUGGAGAAGUUAAACCUGUGGAUUACCUGGUCCAGGAAACAAGACUGUGAUCACCACCAAAUGGAAAUGGAAUAAUUUAAUAACUGGGACUUUUUUUUUUUAAGAGGAUGCUGAUUGGAUUCAUACCGAAGCUGUGAUUUUCCGUUCACUUCUGCAUGAGGAGGCAUUGCCCCCAUUUUAAAGGAUAAUACCUGAAACUGUCUCCUUAUCACCAUGGCUGAAGGAGCCAAAUCUGCCUCCUCCUCCCCCUCUGUAGCCAGUGGGUCCAAUGGAGCAGCGGCAGCACAGACGAGCUCUCUCAAGUCCAAAGGUCUGGGGCUCCUCGGGAAGUUGAAAGUGUCUGCAGAGCUGCUGAUUGCCCUGGCUGCCCUCCUGUCCUGGUUGGUGGUGGGAGUGGUGAUGUUUGACUUUGUGGAGUACAAGGCAGUCCCUGAUAUUCAGCAAAUCAUUGCGGACCCCGUGCAAGCUGUAAACGACGCUGUUGAUGAAGUAUCCAGUCUGCUCAAUAAGUUUCAAGAAUGUGCACCUGAUUUAAGUGACCCCAUGGCCGCUGCCACUUAUGCUGCUGAGGAAAUAUCGGAAGCAAAAGAUGGAUUUGUUCGCUAUUUUUCAGAUGAAGAAGGGAACUUCUACCUCAGCUAUGUUGACCCUGUGGUUAUUGGUAGACGUGCUUUCCAUUCAACUAAUGAUUUCCUGUGUGGAGUUGUGGGCUCCUUCAGGAACACACUGUAUGCUAUUGUGGACACUGUAUUGGGUACUAUACUGGACAUAAAUAAAGGAAAAACUGACCUUAGUUACAUUGACCCUGUGGUCAUGGGCAGAGGUGUCUUCAGUGUUACUAAUGAGUUCAUGUGUGAAGUGGGGCGCUACAUCCAGUAUGUGCUCUGUGCCAUUUUGGACACUAUUCUGGACGUAGUGAAAGGAACCACUGAUAUUAGCUUCAUGGACCCUGUGGUGAUCGGCAGAGAUAUCUUCAGUGUUACUAACGACACUGUGAGUGGAAUAGUGGGCUACAUCCAGGGCGUGCUCUGUACCAUCUUAGACAGUAUACUGGAUAUAGUAAAAGAUAUCCGGCAGGCUGUGGGAUUCAGCCCUAUGUCAGUUCUGAAGAGAACAGCAGAAAUCACCACAGAACAGAUAAACAUGCUUGUGAGCUACAUCUCCACAACGCUGAUCGGUGAACAAGGGAUCGUGCCUGAAGUGUCCAUUGACCCCAUGAAAGUUGUCCAAGAUGCCGUGUUGGAGUUCACAGACAAGAAAGAUUUGUUCUUGGCUUACAUGUCGAGCAUGGUUGUUGGUGAUCAAGGUGAACCCGUUGCCACACCAGGUGUAAAUGUAGUAACUGAAAAAGAUAAAACUGUAGCUUCUCCAUCUGAUAUACAUUUGGUACGAAGGAAAGGUGAAUUUCUGCCACCUUUUGAAAAAGUUGCAGAGAUCAUGCAUGCUGCCAAAGAUGAAGCUGCUCCUGCUGCAGAGUUAAGUGAAGCCCCAGACUCAAAGAUAGAGGAGGAGGCUGAAGUUCCCACUGAAGCUGCCAGUGAAGCAGAUGUGAAAGAAGAAGCAGAGGAAGCUGAUGUGAAACAUGUCGACCUUGAAGAAACAGAAUAUGAACAAUCACUGGAAGAUGAGGAAAUCCUUGAUGAUGACAGCAAAGAGGAAAACAAAAAGGAAGUGGCAGAAGAGGUUGAUACUGAGGAACAGGAGAUUAAAACAGAAGAGGAUGCGACACCCAUUAAGGAAGAGGAGGAGAAGGAGGAAAAAGAAGAUGAGGAAGGUGUUAGUACAGAAGAUGAGGAGGAAUUAAAAACAGAGGAUGAUGAAGAAGAACAAGAAGAGGGAGAUAUUAAAACAGAGGAGGCUGAGGUAAAAGAAGAGGAGGAGGAGGAACCAAAACCAGAAGAAGAUAUGGUAGAAGAUGAGGAGGAGGAGUCCAAAGCUGAAGAAGAGGAGGAGGAGGAAGAGGAGGAGGAGGAGGAGGAGGAGGAGACAAAAACUGAAGAAGAUUCAGUAGAAGAAGAAGAGGAGAAGGAGGAGGAGGAGGAGGAGGAGGAGGAGGCCAAAACUGAAGAAGAUGUAGUAGAGGAUGUGGAGGAGGAGGAGGAGGAGGAGGAGGAGGAGGAGGAGGAGGAGGAGGAGACAAAAACUGAAAAAGAUUUGGUGGAAGGUAAGGAGGAGGAGGAGGAGAAGAAAGAGACAAAAACUGAAGAUGAGGAGGAGGAGGAGAAAGAGACAAAAAAUGAAAAAGAUGCAGAAGAUGAGCAGGAAGAAGAGGAGGAGGAGACCAAAAAUGAAGAAGAUUUGGAGGAGGAAGGAGAAAAACAGGACAAAGAGGAGAUGAUGGAGGUGGAUGAUGAAGAUGAAGAAAAAGCGCCAUCUGUCCAACAACUUGAUCUUAAAAUCCUCUCAGAUGAAAAACUCAAUAAUGCCAGUGUAGUACCUGAAUCUGAUAAUGAGGAAAAAGAAGAAACAACUUCACCACCAGUUUACAACCAAGACGAAUACACCGACAUCAUCGGCGACCAUGAUGAAAACAACAACAACAGUGAAAAUGGGAAAACUGAACUUAAACGAAAGAGGAAAGUUCAUAUUCCCUUUGAGAGGCUCAGAAGAGUCGGAUCCAGAACUGAACACCUCCACAAGCAUGAGAAAGUUCUCAAAGAGGCAAAGGAAAGACACGCAAUAAAAGAAGUUAAAGAUGCCAUUAUCAAAGACCUCAAAGCCACAGAAACUGAAAAGGAGGAGAAAAAAGAGAAGGAUACCAAACUUGACGAAACUGUAGAGAUAAAAGAAGAAAAGCCAAAGGAGGAGGCCAAACUCCUUGAGAAGAAACCACAUAAGCCCAAAGACACUAAACUAGAAAAGGCUGUAAAGAGGAUUAAAGUAGUCAAGAAGCAGGUUGCGUCUGUCCUGAAGAAGGAACAUCUUAAUAUUACAAAAGCAGAGGUUCCUGAAGUUCCUAAGGUGAAAGCAAAACCAGAACCUGCAAAGAAAGUGGCAGCUCCCAAGGAGCCCAAGAAGGAACCAAAGCAAAAACUCAAACCUCAACCUGUAAAACCAGACACUAAAGCAGAAAAGGCUGUAAGGAGGAUUAAAGUAGUCAAGAAGCAGGUUGCGUCUGUCCUGAAGAAGGAACAUCUUAAUAUUACAAAAGCAGCUGAUGAACCCAAGAAGGCAGAAAAGGUGCUGAAGGCUGCAAAAAAGCAGAUAGUUCCUGUCCUGAAAAAGGAACACAUGAAUGUUACAAAAACAGAGGUGCCUGAAGUUCCUAAGGUGAAAGCCAAACCAGAACCUGCAAAGAAAGUGGCAGCCCCCAAGGAGCCCAAGAAGGAACCAAAGCAAAAACUCAAACCUCAACCUGUAAAACCAGACACUAAAGCAGAAAAGGCUGUAAGGAGGAUUAAAGUAGUCAAGAAGCAGGUUGCGUCUGUCCUGAAGAAGGAACAUCUUAAUAUUACAAAAGCAGCUGAUGAACCCAAGAAGGCAGAAAAGGUGCUGAAGGCUGCAAAAAAGCAGAUAGUUCCUGUCCUGAAAAAGGAACACAUGAAUGUUACAAAAACAGACGUUCCAAAGGAAAAGGCCAAAGCAGCUCCUGCUAAGAAAGAAGCUGUUGCUCCUAAAGAAAAGGUCAAACCAGUCAUCUUGAAAAAAGAACAACAGGGCACUCCCAGAAAUGCCUCUCUGGUGAAAGAGCGAGUCAAAAUAGUUCCUAUGAAAAAAGAUGUCAAGGUGCCAAAAGAGAAAGUCAAAGCAGUUUCUGCAAAGACAGCUGAGGUUUCAAAACAGAAGCCCAAACCAGUUCCAACAAAGAGAGAACCUGCUCCACUCAAGACAAAACCAGCCCCAGUAGUCAAAGAGGCAGAAGUACCACACAAAAAUGUCUCACUAACAAAGGAGAAGGCCAAGGUUCUUCCACUGAAGAAAGUGCCUGUAACUCCAAAAGAGAAAGUCAAAUCAACACCAACGAAAAAAGUUGAGGUUCUCAAGGAGAAGAAGGCUGAGCCAGUGACUCCCACAAAAGCACCUGUUAUCAAAGCAAAACUUGAUAAACUUGCUGAAAAGAAGAAAGAACCUGAGGCCAAGCCAGUUCUUGCCAAAAAAGCACCUGAGGUAACAAAAGAGAAGCCCAAGCCAGAUCAUGAAAAGAAAGCUCCUUCUAAAACUGAAACAAAGAAGGAAAAGGUCAAAUCACUCCUAAAGAAGAAAGAAUCCAAAGUACUAGAGGACAAAGUCAAACCAGCUGUUAUAAAAGCAUUGUUGAGAAAAAAGGCCGAACCAGUCCAAGUGAAGAAAGAACUGGAGACUCCUAAAGAAAAGGACAAAUUUGCUACAGUGAAGAAAGAGCGUGAGGUUUUAAAAGAAAAGGUCAAACCCACUGCAACAAAGAAAGAAAAACCAGUUGAGAAGAAGGCAACCAAAGAAGAGAAAGCUAAAGAGGACAGAGUUCUUAAAGAGAUACAGGAGCCUGUAAAGAAAGAAAGAUCUGCUGAGAAGAAAGUUACUAAGGAGGAGAAAGUAAAAGCAGAGCCAUCUGUAUCAGAUAGCAUUCUUAUGGAGGAAGAGCUGCCCUACUUCCAGUGUUUCUUUGUGGACGAGGACGAGGCCCAGUUUCCGUUCUACGCCUUCUCACCGCUGCAGAUUUGAAGCUUCAGUCUGAAUUCAGUCUGAAGUUUACAAUUUAGUCAAUUUACUGAUAAGGACAACAUCACGUUUACGCCCUGCGCUGCUGAAACGCACCCUGCUGUUCACUGAUGGUCUUCAGGAGAAAACCCUGAACAGCAGAGGAUGAUGGGUGAUUUUAUGUGAUGGACCGAUUUUAUUUUAUUUCCAGAUUUGGUUGAGCUCUCAUACCAAAUACAUGCAGCCAUCGUCAUUCCUUUCCAUUUUUUUUUUUUUUUUUUUUUUUUUGUGCGUGUUCUAAUUACUUUGAAAGGUGGAUAUCAUGAGAAUAUUUAAAUGGAACAAUAUAGUAUAUUACCUUUGUGGAUCAUUAAUUUAGAUCCUCACAGCAACAAAUGCAGAUAAAUAUGAUGGUGCAGGAACACAGUGUAGAAUAUGUUCAUCUAUGCCAUAAACUGGGUACAACAAUGGCCACAUAUGCUAAUUCAAGGUGGACAGGGGUUCAAUUCCUAAGCCCACAUUUACUUGAAAAGUGGUUUGUACAGUAAUCGUACAUACAUUUUUAUGCUCAUCUGUGUAAUUUCAGCUUCUUUCUCAUUAUGUGUCAAAAGGAAUGACCAUGCACUGUAUAUGAGAGCUCCCAAACGUACAGAUGAAACACUACCUUUAAAGUCAUAUUAAACUGUACCAUGUAGACAUGUGCACCAGCUCCUUAUUUUGAUAUUGGUGCUAAAAACAAGCACUGCAUUGCCUGCACUGUCAGAACAAGGUUUGAGUUCAUAAUGACUUUUUCUACCAUCAAGUAUCAGAUUCAUUCUAUAAUUGGACGACAUGUUGGAAACUUUUUUUUCCAGCUACUCACUCUAUUCCAAUUAUUUUUCUUAAAACAUCUGAAUUUGAUGCUACUUGUUUUAGUCAAUGAGAGGGUGAGUAUAAGUAUUUUCUUGCACUGUUAUCAAAGACAAGCUGGAUCACUGUGUGAUGAUUUUUUGUCAGUCAAAAGGGAUGACUGCUGUGGCUAACAGUAAUUCCUUGAUAGACCAAAAACACACUGUCACUAACUUUGGUCAGUGGCUGUUUGUCUGUGUGCGCAACAUAGAAACACGAUGUAUUUUAGCAACCUUUUGAACAGGUUUUUAUAAACCAGAAAGGGGUAGAAAACGUGCUAAUACAAAAGGUAACAGGAUUCAUAUUACAGUUUAUGAAUAUCCUAUGCAUGUGAUGCACAGUAUGGAUGAUUUCAGAUUGAUUUUGAAUACUGUAAUUGGUCAAAAAUCCAAUCAUGUAUUCGAAAUCUCUGAAGAAUGAUGGUAUAAAGAGCAAGAAUCAGCUCUAGUACAGGUUUAUUUGUGUAAGUGUAACAUUGAAAUGAAACAUUUACGUCUUUGAUUAUAUCUGCACUUCAUGUGAUUACACUCUAAGUUGUUGCAGAGGGCGUCACGUGUUUGGGCAGAUGGUCGCAAAUGUAAACUGGUACAUCAUUUCUCUGCUUGUACCAGCUGUUGUUUACAUAUGGCUCUUUACAUUUCGCUCCACAUGCUGCAUAGAAGACAAUUAUUACAGCUAGUGACACUAAUCCCAAGGCUACUGAAAAGUAAAUCCACUUAUCUUUUAUAUUGAAAUAAUAGAAACACACUCUUUGUUAGUCCAUAGAUGGUGCAUAAGACUCUCUCCAGUAACUGUACUGUAACAGCUGGAGUUUUAUGGUGAUGCUCCACUAUCACUGAUGAAGUUGAAGUUGUUUUGUUCCCAAAAUGACUGUCUUUGAGUAUUUGUUAUUGGAUUUAAGUAAAUAAGACGCUGUUGGUAGUAUAACAAAAGACAUUUUGAUUCAUGGUGACAAAAGAUAAAUAUUUGUUUCAAUCGUGUUAACUGAAACAUAUCUAAAGACUUACUUUAAUCAGGUAAACAUGUGCAAUACAUACAUUUUUGAAUAUCCCAGUGAUCAAAGCACUGUAUGUUUGUAGUCCUUGAAUUAAAUGUGCAUGAUGUGUGUGUGUUUUUGAUAUUAGUGAUAUUUUUUCCCAACUUUAAGAAUGGCAACGCUAAAUACUUGCACUUAUGAAUCAGGGAGUUUGAUACCAAUAACUGACAUUUGUCUCUCAAUGGUGUUGCUAACAUGAUGUAAGUACAAGUACUUAGCCUUUCAUAUUUAGAAUAAUCUCAUUGUAAAUAGUUAAAUAAAUGGAAAAAUAGACGGUUUUAUCCCUGAACCAUUACUACUGAAGCUGCUCUUUAACUGCAGUUAAAAUCGCAUCAUGUAUCAUUUGUCAAUUACAUCUUCCCAAUAUGCUUGUGAAUAGUAGCAAUUUGACAUUAAAACAUAGCAAUACAA
Messenger RNA from Siniperca chuatsi (mandarin fish), 7180 nucleotides. Its product is annotated as probable serine/threonine-protein kinase kinX. Bases 442 to 4869 code for a protein of 1475 amino acids. Gene Ontology annotation, cellular component: sarcoplasmic reticulum; membrane. Lineage: Eukaryota; Metazoa; Chordata; Actinopteri; Centrarchiformes; Sinipercidae. The transcript has 49 exons. The record is from RefSeq and is a predicted model, not a curated record. Gene Ontology annotation, molecular function: signaling receptor binding.